AUGACGUUGUCAGCAAGUAGCAACAGUGUUGACACAAAUUCAAUAAAUAUUUCGACGAGUGAAAAUCCUAAUGUCUCAAAAAUACAUCUGCAAAAGUUUCUCACAACAGCAAGGCCGCCUUUUCUUACGCGAAACGGUUUUCAUGAUACUAUUGUCUUACCAACAGCUACAGAUGCAGACAAGGAGGCUGAACGCCUUUACAAUGAAGCUCUGAAAGAAUUUGUCGCGGCUUCUGAUGGUUUUCCAUUAAAAACGAUGAAAAAAGAAUGUGAGACGCCAUGGGUGAAACAACACGGAUGCCUUUGCAGUGGCACAGUUGAAAAACUUGUACUCAAUUGCCGUGCAACGGGAAUUAACAAUGAAUUAUUGUUGUUUUCUACGUCAAAAUUUCCAGAAACGCUUAUUAAAUUAGAUUUAGGAAAUAACAAUAUAACUAGUCUACCAAACAGAUCAUUUAACUCGUUAAAAAACUUAGAAGAACUAAUAUUGUCAGAUAAUAAUUUAAUAAGCAUCAAUCAAGAGGCCUUUUACAAACUAAACAGAUUGAAGCGUCUCAUUUUACACAAUUGUAAUCUGACGACUUUUCCUUUGGAGGCAUUACAACAAGUGCCAUGGUUGAAUUUUAUACAACUCUCCGGAAAUUCAAUUACCUCACUCGUUAAUGUUUCAUUGGUGCCAUUUACUAAUUUAAAGAGCCUUCGCCUUGACGGUAAUUUACUCGAGAAAGUACCCACAUAUGCAUUAACUGGCCUAACUGUGUUAGAUGCUUUAAAUUUGGAGAACAAUUUAAUAGCUUCAAUAAAAGAUGACGAUUUUCCAUUGAUGGGAAACUUAACUGUUCUGCUUUUGAAACGCAAUCGUAUAAUGGAGAUCUCAGCAGGUGCAUUUAAGAAUAUGGGUAGACUGAAAAUAUUGGAAAUUGAUGAUAACCUUCUCACAGCUAUUCCGUACAGUAUUAAAAAACUUCACAACUUGCAAGAACUCUCACUAAAUAACAAUCGUAUAAGACAGAUCUUGAAGGAUGAUUUACCCAAGAAUUUAAUUAUAUUUGAAAUGCGUGGAAAUCCUAUCACAUAUAUUGAGGACACUGCACUACAAGAUAUGUCAAAGUUGAGAAAAUUAAUUUUGUCUGAUUCAAGAACUUUGGAAACACUUCCAUCGAUGAAAGGAUGUGAGGCUUUAGAGAUUAUCCGAAUUGAUAGAUGUCGUCUCAAAGAAUUACCCACAAACUUGUGCGAAACGUCGCCCAAGCUGAAGAGUCUAGAAGCAAAGUCUAAUAUGUUGGAAACAGUUCCUGUUUUAGGCGGAUGUAAAGAACUUCGAUUGCUUGACUUUUCCGGAAAUCAAAUUGAGAGUUUACAUGGGCACUUAUUUCGCGGUUUGGAAAUGGUACACGAUUUGCUGUUGUCUCACAAUGAAAUACAUUCAAUUAGCGAAGACGCAUUUUCAGGUCUCGUUAGAUUGCAGUCUUUAGACUUGGAAAGUAAUAACAUCAAAUAUAUUCACCCGAAUGCAUUUACUCAUUUCUUGCAAAUAGAAGACAUAAAUCUGGGAAACAAUCAAUUUCCGGAUCUACCAACAAAAGGACUUAGCAAACUGUUACAUCUGAAAACCUUUAAUAAUCCUCGUUUAAAGGAGUUUCCUUCGCCCGAAUCCUUUCCAAAGAUACAAACAUUAGUGCUAUCAUACGCAUACCAUUGCUGUCCAUUUUUACCUCUCGUAUCAAUGUCUGCUUCUGCAACACCUACAUUACGAGACGAAGUGUAUUUUCCGUCAGAUAACAACUUUGAUUACAAUCUUUGGAACAACACAAUUGGAGAUUUUUGGCCACAAUUGAAAAAAAUUAACCUCAGUAACAAAUUCGAUCCACGAAUCAAUGAUCUAAUUAAUACAUACGGAUCAGAAUAUGGUCAUAUGAGCGGUUUGCCAGCAUAUACGGAUGAAUAUUACGAAGAAGAUGUUCGUACAACACCAUCGGAUCAAUUUACAGGAGUGAUACAUUGCUUACCUGCUCCUGGUCCAUUUCUUCCAUGUCAAGAUUUAUUCGAUUGGUGGACUUUACGAUGCGGCGUUUGGGUUGUCUUUCUUUUGGCAAUGCUCGGAAAUGGCACAGUUGUGUUCGUAUUAAUAUUUUCACGUUCUAAAAUGGAUGUUCCUCGCUUUUUAGUGUGUAAUUUGGCAGCUGCAGACUUUUUCAUGGGAAUCUAUUUGGGUUUUCUUGCUGUUGUUGAUGCCUCAACAUUGGGAGAAUUUCGAAGAUUUGCGAUACCAUGGCAAAUGAGUGUCGGUUGUCAGUUAUCGGGAUUUUUAGCAGUUUUAUCUUCGGAAUUGUCUGUUUUUACUUUAGCUGUCAUCACUUUAGAGAGAAAUUAUGCAAUCACACAUGCAAUGCACUUAAAUAAACGGCUCUCAUUGAGACACGCAGGAUACAUUAUGUCUAUUGGAUGGAUUUUUGCUCUUAUUAUGGCAACCCUCCCUCUGUUUGGUGUCUCAGAUUAUCGUAAAUUUGCCGUUUGUUUGCCAUUUGAGACAGUUGGAAACGGAAGCUUAGCAUAUGUGGUAUUUUUAAUGUUCAUCAAUGGAGUAGCAUUUUUGAUACUGAUGGGAUGUUAUUUAAAAAUGUAUUGUGCAAUUCGUGGAUCACAAGCAUGGAACUCAAAUGACUCGAGAAUAGCAAAAAGAAUGGCUUUACUUGUUUUCACAGACUUCCUUUGUUGGUCGCCAAUUGCUUUUUUUUCACUAACAGCCGUUUUUGGGCUUCAAUUGAUUUCAUUAGAGCAAGCGAAAGUCUUCACAGUUUUCAUUCUUCCUCUAAAUUCAUGUUGUAAUCCGUUUUUGUAUGCAAUUCUUACGAAACAAUUUAAAAAAGAUUGUGUGAUGAUUUGUAAAGCCAUCGAAGAGUCUCGUGUGACUCGAGGCAUCGGGCGUUGUCGACACAGUAGUAAUUUUAGCAAUCGACACACACCUGCGAACACAAAUUCUCUUGUUGAACGAUCUUCACGUGAUCUUAUUCCUCCAUUGUUGCCGGGACAAACUUGCAAUUGUGCUGCGGUAAAGCUGCUUGAACAACAGCAUACAAAACGAAUGCGAAUGCAAGAAGAACCUCCAAGUGUCUUGGAAAAAGUUUGGCGAAGAAUUUUCUGUCAAAAUAUCAAUAAAAACGAUAACAGAAGAAGAGGUAUAAAUGACAACUAUGCCUAUCAAAUUGCCGAAAUACAACAAAAAAAUCAUAAACGCGCCGGCUCAAUGUCGAGUAGCGAAAAUUUCAGUUCAAGCAGAUCCGAUUCGUGGAGACAUGGAGCUCCGCAUCAUCAUUGCGGAAUUCCCUUACGACUUUUAGAUCCUCGCCGACGACACACUUCAUGGUUGAUAACAAGAAAAACAUCGCAAGACAGCAAUUUAUCGAGUUCACGGAACGAUUCUUCAGGAUCUAAUACAACUGCAAGCACAUCAACAUGGAGAAUGUCACAUUCGAGAUCAAGCGCAAGCAGUUGUGCAAGUCGUCAAUCGAUUCCUGGACAAAAACCUCGACUCGUACGUCAGCAAGCUGUAAAUCAAGAUGAUGCUCAUCUCGAUUUAUCUGGCUCAAUAUCACCCACGGGACGUUUAAAUGUUCGUUUUCUUCCAACAAUACCCUCUGCAGCUGACAGCUCAAUUCAACUUGAGGAAGAUCCAGAAAUCGAAAAGCUCGCUGACAGUGAUUCAUACGGUAAUGGAAUUGAGAUUACAGCACCCAAAACAAGUAAAGCAACAUCAACGAAAGAUGGUUCAACGCAGUUUUUCGCCAUCAUUAAAGGAGGCGGAAAACCACAAUCAACACUAUCUAGUCUUCACGAUAAUAAACCUCCCUGA
Culicoides brevitarsis is the source of this 3852-nucleotide messenger RNA. RefSeq names its product leucine-rich repeat-containing G-protein coupled receptor 5A (gene rk). The record is from RefSeq and is a predicted model, not a curated record. NCBI's taxonomy places the organism in Eukaryota, Metazoa, Arthropoda, Insecta, Diptera, Ceratopogonidae. Gene Ontology annotation, cellular component: plasma membrane. Gene Ontology annotation, molecular function: protein binding; G protein-coupled peptide receptor activity; protein-hormone receptor activity. The transcript is spliced from 12 exons. Gene Ontology annotation, biological process: hormone-mediated signaling pathway; adenylate cyclase-activating G protein-coupled receptor signaling pathway; activation of adenylate cyclase activity. Bases 1 to 3852 code for a protein of 1283 amino acids.